This is a messenger RNA of Dichomitus squalens LYAD-421 SS1, 1782 nucleotides long. RefSeq lists its product as uncharacterized. The transcript has 3 exons. The coding region runs from base 1 to 1782 and encodes 593 amino acids. NCBI's taxonomy places the organism in Eukaryota, Fungi, Basidiomycota, Agaricomycetes, Polyporales, Polyporaceae. The record is from RefSeq and is a predicted model, not a curated record.
AUGCCGAAACGUGCAGCAACGCCACCUCCUGCGGACGAUACUCAAUACUUUACGGUCGUCAAUCCGUACCCCCAACUGCCUCAGUUGGGCACUGAGGACAGCAAGACGGUCGCGCGAUGGAUCGCAUGCAUCAUCGGACAGGAAAACCUGUACGCUUUCUAUCACAAGCCCAAUUCUCCGAACGUGGUCAUCAUCGAGGUGCCGAAGGAUGGCUUCCUUGAUUUACGCCUUCUUCUCGGCGAGCAUCGUUGGAGUGAAUUCCUCAAGGCCCCGAGUGAGAAGAGCGCGAGCGAAGUCUCGAAGAUCUUCCCGUGCAAGAUGACUACACAACGGUCCAUUGAGAAAGUGAUGUGGCUUAGGAGAGAUAUCCAAUCCUCUUGGUUCCGCAACUGGAACCCCGAGAGGGAUAGCAACGUCGUCUAUCCAUACCCCCUGCCACGCUUCUGCACGCCGCCUCUGGACAAGGACAUCUCGCGCAACCCCUUGUGUCGUCCUCUCCCCGCCAGCCUGUUCCACAAUGACGCCAGCAGCACGAACAGACCUAUCCUUGCCCCCUUCGCACGGCCCGCCGCAAUUACUACCGCCGCGACGUCUGCAUAUCCCAACCGCAGCACUCCGGUUUUCACUCCGCUAUCUGAGCCAUUCGACGACUCUGAAUCCCAGUCAGAAGAUUGGGUGCCCAUGCCUGCUAUUCUCACGCCACCGGGCCUUGCCCCUCGCUUUGUCCCGGCGAUCCACGGGGCCGACAUCCCAAAGGGCGAUUGCGUCGUCGAGGGCUCAAGUGCCGUCCCCUCCGAAGAUGUAGAGACACUCUGGGCAGGCUAUGGUGAGACGGACGCGCCGCUAGACCCAGAGCUGUGCGAGGUACACGGCGUGAUGUGCUCUAGGGGGGUCUGUCGUGCUCGUGCGCGGCGCAAGCGUCAAGAGGAGAUGGAGAAGCGGAUGAAGCGAAUGCAGGAAGAGAAGGAGGCGCGGAACAAGCGCCGAGAGCGGGAGCGCGGACGCGACAAAGACCGCGAGAGGCGCUCAGCGCACUCGGGCUCGGAUGUCGCGAGCGACAGCGCAAGCGCGAGCGACGCCUCGUCCGAGGCGUCCAGUCGUGCUGGGUCUGCAAGUCCCGAGAGGGAUACCGCGGUCGAGCGGCUGCGCGAUGACAUUCCACUCACGACGGUCAAGGGCAAGUUCAUCCGUGCCUCGUCGUCCCCUGGUGCACGCGGCCCUGCGACGAAUCCAGAGCCGAGGGCUCUUCCGCCCCACCUACGCAAGGGCGCGAGCAAGCUCGUCGGGGCCGUAUCAUCUGCGCCUCCGUUGGUAUCUACGCCCACCGCCUCCACGCACAUCCCAUCUGCAGUAUCCCCUAUACCCUCUGGAACCAUCGACACCGACGUGCGCUCUGUGUCUCCUGCAAAACCUAGCAAGAGCCUUGACGUUGAACAGCUGAACAUAUCAGGGUUAGAGCUAUCGCCGGACAGGCUAGCGAAGAAGCCGUCUGCCAAGGUUCCGAUACGGAGCCAUAUCGGAGCGUCCAACGACUCUACGAUGACGGCGGCAGUAUUUCAGGGCUCGUCAAAGCAAGCCCAGCCUGUGCAGAGCGCGCGAGCACGGUGGGCGGAUAUGGUUGAUGAGGACGAGCUUGGCACUCAAAGCGAGGAUGAGAAUGCGGACGAGGAUGAGGAGGACGUCGGGUUGCCACGUGGGGUCACUGUCAUCCCCGUCAUGAGGGUGCGGGAGGAGGAUACAGAGUCGGUCACCAGUGCAUGGUCCGACGCGGAGCCGUUCUGA